This is a messenger RNA of Gastrolobium bilobum, 1508 nucleotides long. RefSeq names its product isoflavone 3'-hydroxylase-like. The coding region runs from base 4 to 1491 and encodes 495 amino acids. Gene Ontology annotation, molecular function: oxidoreductase activity, acting on paired donors, with incorporation or reduction of molecular oxygen; heme binding; iron ion binding. Lineage: Eukaryota; Viridiplantae; Streptophyta; Magnoliopsida; Fabales; Fabaceae. The transcript has 2 exons. The record is from RefSeq and is a predicted model, not a curated record.
AAAAUGGCUUCUUUGUUGUGCUAUUCUCUCUUUUCUCUUGCCUUCAUUAUCACCUUUCAGCUAUUGAUACAAAGAAGAAGAUUCAAAAACCUUCCACCAUUUCCACCAACUCUUCCCAUAAUCGGCAAUCUUCAUCACAUCAAGCCCCCACUUCACCGUUCCCUUCACAAACUAUCACAAAAAUGUGGUCAUAUCUUCUCACUAUGGUUUGGUUCACGCAUUGUGGUUGUUAUCUCCUCCCCAAACUUAGUUCAAGAGUGCUUCACCAAAUACGACACCGUUCUCGCAAACCGGCCACAUUUCCUCACUGGAAAGUACCUCCUCUACAACAACACCACCUUGGGUGCCUCCUCCUACGGUGACCACUGGCGCAACCUCCGUCGUAUCACCGCCACCGAUGUCCUCUCAACGCCACGUCUGAACUCAUUCUUUGAAAUCCGAAGGGUAGAAACCAUGAGGGUCAUGCAAAAGUUGGCUCAAGACACAUGCAAGGGGUUCGCAAAAGUGCAACUUAGACACAGGCUCACGGAGUUGACUUUCAACAACAUGAUGAGGAUGAUCUCUGGGAAGAGGUACUAUGGCGAGGACAUUGACGUGACGGAUGCUAAGGAAGCGAAGCAGUUCAGAGAGAUCAUCUCAGAGAUGCUGUCAUUGUUGGGUGCAAACAAUAAAGGGGAUUUCUUGCCAUUUCUUCGGUGGUUUGAUUUUGAUGGUUUGGAGAAGAGGUUGAAGUUGAUUAGUAAGAGAGCCGAUGCAUUCUUGGAAGGACUCCUUCAAGAGCAUCGUAGUGGGAAGCACGAUGCCAAUACCAUGAUAGAACAUCUCUUGACCCUCCAAAUAUCGCAGCCAGAGUAUUACUCGGAUUAUAUCAUCAAAGGGCUUAUUCAGGGUAUGCUACUCGCUGGAACAGACACAACAGCUGUGACUAUAGAGUGGGCAAUAUCUGCUUUGUUGAAUCACCCUGAGAUAUUGAAGAAAGCAAAGGAUGAAUUGGACAGUUACAUAGGGCAAGAUCGCUUGGUAGAUGAGUCAGAUAUUCCAAAUCUCCCUUACCUUAAAAAUAUUAUCUACGAGACACUUCGAUUGUACCCUCCAGGUCCGUUACUAUUGCCUCAUUUUUCUUCAGAUGAGUGCAAUAUUGGAGGAUUUACUAUUCCUCGUGAAACUAUAGUGUUGAUCAAUGCAUGGACCAUUCACAGAGAUCCUGAAAUUUGGAGUGAUGCUACAUGUUUUAAGCCAGAGAGAUUUGAAAAAGAAGGGGAAGCAAACAAGUUAAUUGCAUUCGGCUUGGGAAGAAGGGCUUGUCCUGGUUUAGGUUUGGCAAAUCGUACGAUGGGCUUGACUUUGGGGCUAUUGAUUCAGUGCUUUGAAUGGAAACGACCAACUGAUGAAGAAAUUGAUAUGAGGGAGACAAAAGGGGUCGCCAUGCCAAUGCUAAUUCCAUUAGAAGCUAUGUGUAAACCACGACCAAUCAGUAAGAAAUUUAUGUAGUAAUUAAUAAUCUUGUC